CCUGCGCGGUUGUCAGAAUUUGUGCCGUUCCAGUCGUCUAGUCUUUCCACGCGACUUGUUGUGAGAGAAUAUUUUAGGAUGGGCAGACGAGAGGCGGACAGCAGGGGGGCGAUGACCACCAGUGACCGAUCUGAGUUCGGGUCCCUGCAGGACGCGGCUCUGGAGCAAAGUCCGCCGCGGGUCGGGAGUCCGUCUGCAGCAGCAGCGGUGGAGGUGAAGAAGCACCAGCACAAGCACAACCUGAAGAACCGCUACGAGGUGAUGGAGACUCUGGGCAAAGGAACCUACGGGAAAGUCAAGAAGGCGGUGGAGAGAGCGAGUCUGAAGACUGUGGCGAUAAAGUCGAUCCGCAAGGAGCGAAUCACAGAUGAGCUGGACAGAAUCCAUAUCCAGAGAGAGGUGGAGAUCACGUCUUCCCUCCGACACACUAACAUCAUACGCUUCUAUGAAGUUUUUGAGAGCCGAGACAAGAUUGUCAUCGUGAUGGAGUUCGCCAGCAGAGGCGAGUUGUACGACCACAUCCAGGAGAAGGGAAAGCUUCCAGAAGCCGAAGCUCGAAGCAUCUUCAGACAGAUCACAUCUGCAGUCCACUACUGCCAUAAGAACGGUGUUGUGCAUCGAGACCUGAAGCUGGAGAACAUCCUUUUGGAUAAAGAUCUAAAUGUUAAGUUGGCUGACUUUGGCCUCUCAAACCGUUUCCAAAGUGGCGCAAUGUUGCAAACUUACUGCGGAAGUCCACUCUACGCUGCGCCAGAGAUAGUGAAGGGGCUGCCAUACCAGGGGCCGGAGGUGGACUGCUGGGCUCUGGGGGUGCUGCUCUACGCUCUGGUGUACAGCAGUAUGCCAUUUGAUGGUGCCAGCCAUGCUUUUCUCACUGAGCAAAUAAGUCAAGGCCGGUACCGCCGGCCCAACCCUCCCUCGGACGCCUGUGCUCUUAUCGACUGGCUCUUGACGGUGCGAGUGGAGGAGAGAGCCACAAUUGAGGAUGUGGCCAACCACUGGUGGGUGAACUGGGGAUAUGAAGAGAGUGUGUGCGACUGCACGUCAUUUCCUUUUCAAGACUGCCCCUCGCCAUUGCUAGCGCGUUACAUCGACUGGCAGAAUCAGGUCACUGCAGAGCCGGCACUCUUGUCCAACUCUUCCUGUCCACCUCCUCAGUCCUGUUGCUUUAGCUCGCCGUUGAAGAUAGAUCACGGAAGGUUACAAGGUGGAACUUCAAGUCUGAGAAAAUCACGCAAGGAGAAUGCAAUUCCCCAGACGACAACUGGAAGUACUGUCAAUGCAGCAGCUGCAUCCUGUGCUGAGGCGUCGACCAUUGAGAGAAAGAAACCUAAAAGUAUUCUUAAACCCCAAAGGAGUUUCGACUCUGUGUUUCACAACACUCCAAGGGAACAUUCAAACUCGCAACCAGCUGACAUCCGAUGCACACAUGUAGUCAUUCCUCCAUCCUCUACUUUCAGUCAACCAUCUUCAAAGAUGCCCAAGAAGGGGAUUCUAAAAAACUAUCAAGGGGAAUCCAGUUGCAUUUCCUCCUCAGAGAGGAGCAGAGAGAGAGACACGUGUAAUGCACGUUCUGACAAAGAGAGAACUUGCCUCCAAGCGGCAGAAGACAGUCCAAGCAUGCACAUGGAGGCAGUGCGACGACGGAAGGGUAUUCUAAAACGGAAUGGCAAAUUCUCACGCAGUUUAGACCUUUCCGUCGAUCCCCUCCCCGCCCCAGUGUUUCCAGACGCCCUGCACCAGUUCCUGCAGUCAUCGGGCGGUCACCACAGUCGACCAUCCAGUGCGGUGAGCGAGGAUAGCCUCUUCUCGUCCGACUCUUUUGACUUGCUUGACCUCAGUGUCCAGACACGACGCAGGAUUUUCUCAAGGAUUCAGCAGCACAGCGGGUGCAGCACUGACGACGAGUCUCAAACUUACAGCACCGAUCAGGUGGUUGAUGGAAUUGGUCUGACCGAAAUUGGAACAUAAGUGAAUUCUACAUCACAUUGCUCAUGUUGUAUUAAGAAGCCUUUAUCCUUGUCCAGAGAGUGGAAGAUUCAUGUGUAUUUUUGACCCACUUUCUGUUGUACUAAGAAAGACUCCAAACCCUGUCUUUAAAGAUGGUACCUAUAAAUAAAGCUCUUUAUUUACUUUGGCAGUCCUAUAAAAACACGCACCAACACACACUGGAUUGUGCUCUAUUUAACAGGAAUGACACUUCAUGUGAUUGUCCAAGUUUAUAACAUGACAGAUUUUAUCAAAGAAUGUUUGCAUGAUAUGGUCUUUUAUAGAUGAAACAGCCACACAACUUGAGCACAUACAGAUAGGAUGAACUGCCGUAUCACUCGUGAAACUCUGACAUUCACAGAUGCAGCACUUGACUUAAUGUCUGUUACUAAAUGUCCUUUUAAAUCUGCACAGUUUGCUAUUUUGCACCAGACGACACAAUGACUUGAUAACAAAAAAGGACCACAGGUUUCAUCAAAGACCUUUCCUGCAGUAAAUAUCCAAGUGACCAUUAAAUGCACCUAAGAAGAUAAAUUAUUGUGUUAAACAAGUUGU
Molecule: messenger RNA, 2544 nt
Organism: Synchiropus splendidus (mandarinfish)
Lineage: Eukaryota; Metazoa; Chordata; Actinopteri; Syngnathiformes; Callionymidae
Product: NUAK family SNF1-like kinase 1
Exons: 7
Coding region: 79-1971 (630 amino acids)
Biological process (GO): protein phosphorylation; microtubule cytoskeleton organization; intracellular signal transduction
Cellular component (GO): cytoplasm
Molecular function (GO): tau-protein kinase activity; protein serine/threonine kinase activity; ATP binding
Source: RefSeq, a predicted model, not a curated record